AUGUGCACUAAUCAAACAGGUGGUAAGGUUGAAAGGAAACUCAGACACAAAACAGGUGAUGUACAAAGUAUACACAGGACUCAAAUGUGUAUACACCGAGAUGCUAAGUAUGAGGAAGAAACAGGAGUCCUGACUAAGUAUUAUCAGCACAUUUUGACUAUGAUAUUUGCUGUGAAGAAGAUCAAUGAAGAGCACCAACUCUUACCUAAUAUCACCCUGGGCUUUAGAAUAUGUGAUAGAUAUGCUGGCUAUCAUGCCAAAAUGGAUUUUUUCUCCAGUCAGAACAGAUUUGUUCCAAAUUACAAGUGUGGCUUUUUGAACAAACUCAUAUCAGUUGUUGGCACUAUUGACCCUGGAAUCUCUUUGAUAGAUUUUUUGGACACUUACAAAGUCCCUCAGAAAAGCUGGGAUAUUCAAGUCCUCCACGGUGCUCUAAGCUUUGCACCUUACUCAAAUGAAGUUGCAGGAUUCCAACAUUUUCUUCAGACAAGAAACCAUUUCUCCUCCAAAGAGGAUGGUUUCCUCAAAGAUGUGUGGGAGCAAGCAUUUGGCUGUGUGUUUCCAAAUCCACCUGUGAAUGAGGAAACAGAGGAUGUCUGUACAGGAAGGGAGAAACUGGAAACCCUUCCUGGAGUCUUUUUUGAAAUGAGGAUGACCAGUCAUAGUUACAGUAUAUACAAUGCAGUAUAUGCUGUGGCACAUGCUUUACAUGCCAUGAAAUUGAGCCAACAACAUAGGCGAAAUCUGAGUGACAAAAUGUUUGGUCUUCAGGAUCUCCAGUCAUGGCAGCUUCAUUUCUUUUUGAAAAGAGUCUCAUUUAACAACAGUGCUGGGAAAGAAAUUUCCUUUGAUCAGAAUAGAAAACUGAUUACAGGACUGGAGAUUGAGAAUUGGGUCACUUUCUCCAAUCAGUCGUUCCAUCGAGUGAAAGUUGGGAAGCUGGAUCCCUGGGCAGCAGAAGACAAAAUAUUCACCAUUCAUGAGGAAGCCAUCAGCUGGCCCAGCACUUUUAACCAAACCAUACCUGUUUCAGUGUGUACCGAGAGCUGCCUACCUGGAUAUUUUAAGAAAAAGCAGGAGGAGAAGCCUUUUUGCUGCUAUGAUUGCCUCCCAUGUCCCAAAGAGAAAAUGUCCAGCAAGAAGGAUAUGAAUGACUGUUCAAAAUGCCCUGAAGAUCAAUAUCCAAAUAAGGACCAAGAUUCAUGUAUUUCAAGGAAAAUAUCUUUCUUGACCUAUGAAGAACCAAUGGGAAUAUGUUUAGUUACUCUUGCACUUUUCUUUACUCUCUGCACAAGUGUGGUACUCACAACAUUUCUUAAGUACCAUAAUACUCCCAUUGUCAAGGCCAAUAACCGAAAUCUCACCUACCUUCUACUCAUCUCCCUCAUCCUAUGCUUUCUUUGCUCACUGCAGUUCCUCGUUGUACCAGGCAAUAUAAUAUGUCUCUUCAGACAAAUUAGCUUUGGCAUCAUCUUCUCAGUGGCUGUGUCUUCUGUCCUGGCAAAAACCAUCACUGUGGUUCUGGCUUUCAUGGCCACCAAGCCAGGAUCCAGGAUGAGGACAUGGGUGGGAAGAAGACUGGCUACCUGCAUUGUUCUUUCUGGUUCCCUGAUUCAAGUAGGCAUCUGCAUGGUGUGGCUCUUCACAUUUCCUCCUUUCCCUGAAAUUGACACCCAUUCAGAAAUUGAGGAAAUCAUACUGCAGUGCAAUGAAGGCUCAACUACCAUGUUCUACUGUGUCCUGGGAUACAUGGGCUUUCUGGCAACUGCCAGUUUCACAGUAGCUUUUUUCUCCAGGAAUCUUCCCAGCAGUUUCAAUGAGGCUAAAUGUCUCACAUUCAGUAUGCUGAUCUUUUGCAGUGUGUGGAUCUCCUUUGUUCCAUCUUACCUGAGCACUAAAGGCAAAUACAUGGUGGCUGUGGAGGUUUUCUCCAUUUUGACUUCUACUGCUGGAUUGUUGGUCUGCAUAUAUUUCCCCAAAUGUUACAUAAUUAUCAUUCGGCCAGACCUAAACAAGAAGGAACAAUUAAUAAAGAGAAAAUAUUAAUAAUACACAAACAAAAGA
Molecule: messenger RNA, 2064 nt
Organism: Pantherophis guttatus
Lineage: Eukaryota; Metazoa; Chordata; Lepidosauria; Squamata; Colubridae
Product: vomeronasal type-2 receptor 26-like
Biological process (GO): G protein-coupled receptor signaling pathway
Cellular component (GO): plasma membrane
Molecular function (GO): G protein-coupled receptor activity
Source: RefSeq, a predicted model, not a curated record